This is a messenger RNA of Uranotaenia lowii, 2330 nucleotides long. It is a transcript of the gene eIF4A, whose product is annotated as eukaryotic initiation factor 4A. The coding region runs from base 137 to 1345 and encodes 402 amino acids. The transcript is spliced from 5 exons. Gene Ontology annotation, molecular function: RNA helicase activity; ATP binding; RNA binding. The record is from RefSeq and is a predicted model, not a curated record. NCBI's taxonomy places the organism in Eukaryota, Metazoa, Arthropoda, Insecta, Diptera, Culicidae.
UUCUCCACCCCGCACGCCUAUCAACCCUACGUCGAACUGUCUUUCUUCAAAACUGACAAUAUGGCGACCUUUCGCUUGGUUUACAAAAAUCAAAUUCAGCACGUGUGUAAAGGUGCCAAACUUUAAUCGUGAAAAUAUGGGCGACAACCAACAGACUUACGAUGGACCUGCCGGUAUGCAACCGGACGGAAUUAUCGAGUCCAACUGGAACGAGACCGUCGACAACUUCGACGACAUGGGCCUGAAGGAGCAGCUGCUUCGAGGCAUCUAUGCGUACGGUUUCGAAAAGCCGUCCGCCAUCCAGCAAAGGGCCAUCAUGCCUUGCAUCAAAGGCCAUGACGUGAUCGCCCAAGCCCAAUCGGGUACUGGUAAAACUGCUACGUUUUCCAUCGCGAUCCUUCAACAGAUCGAUACCAGCAUCCCGGAAUGCCAAGCGCUGAUUCUGGCUCCAACCCGCGAGUUGGCCACCCAAAUCCAGAAGGUGGUGAUUGCUCUGGGCGACUACCUGAACGCCCAGUGCCACGCCUGCAUUGGCGGAACCAAUGUCCGCGAUGACAUGCGCAAACUGGAGAUGGGUUGCCACAUCGUGGUCGGAACUCCGGGUCGUGUGCAUGACAUGAUCAAUCGUCAUGUUUUGCGCACCAGCCACAUCAAGCUUUUCGUCCUGGACGAGGCUGAUGAAAUGUUGUCCCGUGGUUUCAAGGACCAGAUUCAGGAUGUUUUCCGUACGCUGCCGAAUGAUGUGCAGGUUAUUCUGCUGUCUGCUACGAUGCCGGCUGAAGUGUUGGAAGUGUCGAAGCACUUCAUGCGUGACCCGGUCAAGAUUCUGGUCAAGAAGGAGGAAUUGACUCUGGAAGGUAUCAAGCAGUUCUACAUCGAUGUUAAACAGGAAAGCUGGAAACUCGGUACACUUUGUGAUUUGUACGACACCCUCUCGAUUACACAGGCUGUAAUCUUCUGCAACACCCGUCGCAAGGUCGAUCAACUGACCGCUGACAUGUCCUCCGAGAACUUUACCGUGUCUUCCAUGCACGGUGACAUGGAUCAGCGUGAUCGGGACUUGAUUAUGAAGCAGUUCCGUACCGGUUCUUCGCGUGUCCUCAUCACCACUGAUUUACUCGCCCGUGGUAUCGACGUCCAGCAGGUUUCCUUAGUUAUUAAUUACGAUCUACCGACGCUACGGGAAAAUUAUAUCCACAGAAUUGGUCGAGGUGGACGUUUCGGUCGUAAGGGAGUUGCUAUCAACUUCGUUACUGAAGCUGACAAACGAGUGCUGACUGACAUUGAGAAACAUUACAACACCACUAUUGAAGAGAUGCCAGCCAACUUGGCUGAUAUGCUGUAAAUCCUCUAUCAGCAAACUAAAAAAAAUCUUAAACAGCAGCAGCAAAAUCAACAUCUUCAAUACCAGCAGCAUCAGCGUCAACUUCAAAUAAAAAUAAAAAUUAAGCAACCAACAUCGACCGGAAGAAAUUAAUACUAAAUACACGACGAUCAUAUAAGGAAACCUGCAAUCAACAACUGAAAUAUUACCAUCAUCAGACAAGAGCGUCGUAUACAAGAACCGAAGAAACAAAAACUUCUACUUAAAACAACAUCCAGAUAUUUUCAGUGAAAUCAUUGGAAAGUCCUUUCUGUAGAAGUUUGCAGUUUAUUACAUGUGUACCAAGAUUCGAUACGAACAAUCACCAGCAAGUUUAAUAAAUACCGAAAAAAGGCAACAAAGCAAAAUCCCAGACACAAAGUGAAGAAAACAUCCAAUUUAAAUUAACUUUGAAGAAUAGUCCUAUAUUUUACAAUACCUUUCCUUUAAAAUAAUCCCUUGUUCUUCAACCUAAUUAUAAAUGUAAACCGUUUAGUGCUAGUAAGAAUUAUUUAACGACGUUACAAUUAUUCCAAAUACUGGCGAGCCAAAUCGUUGCUUCGGGGCCUCACCUUGCGGAAACCGGGACGGUGUAUCGCAAGGUGAGGACCCGAAACAGUGAAUUGAGCGAUGAAAAUGAAAGCCACGAGGAAGGAGCCCAUCAAUCGACUAGCGUUUAGGUGAAGUUAAUACACUGAACUGUACCACCCCAUUGCCACAAACAGUAACUGAACAAGGAUCAGCACCGGCGGCAAAGUGAUCCUGUGAUCGAAACGAACCAGCAGGCACUGGGACACCAUGAAGGGCCGCAUCUGUUCUUCUACCCCUCGGACGGAGUUCUGGUUCCUUGUUAGCAGUUGUUAUUAUUUUUGAAAAUCCAAAUUUGGUUUUGAGUUUUUUUUCGGUUGUAAAUUUUUGUUUAUUAUACAUAAAAAGAAAAAUUAAAAUCAUGAGCGUACAGAAAAAA